Messenger RNA from Corylus avellana, 612 nucleotides. The record is from RefSeq and is a predicted model, not a curated record. Lineage: Eukaryota; Viridiplantae; Streptophyta; Magnoliopsida; Fagales; Betulaceae.
AUGGAAACUCUAUUGUCGAGAUACAAUGGGGAAGAUAUGGUUGUCAUAGCAGCAAUAGCUCAUGGGAUUUGGACUCGCAAAAACCACGUAGUGCAUGGGGGGAAGUUUGCUCACCCGAAUUUUAUUGUAAAAGAAGCUGAGGAGUGGAUAAGUCCCCCUCCAGGCCGGUUAAAGGCCAAUUGGGAUGUGGCUCUCAAUGCUGAUGGCAAACGUGUUGCGACAGGGGUGAUUAUUAGGGAUGAUAAAGGGUUGGUAAUUGCUGCUCUUAGUCGUACUGUGGAAGCGUGUCUAGCGCCGGUCACAGCUAAAGCAAUGGGAAUGUUACAAGCAACUGAAUUUUGUCAGGACUUGAGAAUGUCGGAUAUAGUGUUGGAGGGAGAUUCACUACAAGGGGUUCAAGCUGUCAAUGCCAAAGGAGACCAAUGGCUUCAAUUUGGACAGAUUAUUGCAGAUAUUCAAGUGGUUCUUUCUCAGUUCCGAAGAUGUGAGGUCUUACAUGCAAAACGUGAAGCCAAUUUCGAUUUCGCAGCUCAUGGUUUAGCAAAAGUUGCGGCGCAAGAACCUACGGAGAAAAUAUGGAAGGAAGACAUUCAUUUAUGUAUUCUGAUGUAG